This is a messenger RNA of Hyphopichia burtonii NRRL Y-1933, 1816 nucleotides long. RefSeq lists its product as uncharacterized. The transcript has a single exon. The record is from RefSeq and is a predicted model, not a curated record. The coding region runs from base 81 to 1799 and encodes 572 amino acids. Gene Ontology annotation, cellular component: 90S preribosome; nucleolus. Lineage: Eukaryota; Fungi; Ascomycota; Pichiomycetes; Serinales; Debaryomycetaceae. Gene Ontology annotation, biological process: endonucleolytic cleavage in ITS1 to separate SSU-rRNA from 5.8S rRNA and LSU-rRNA from tricistronic rRNA transcript (SSU-rRNA, 5.8S rRNA, LSU-rRNA).
UUUCUUUUGAUACAUCUGCAGCUCAUCUCAAAUAAGCUUCAUUCAAAUACUUUUCAGUCUUGAUUCUAUAGGUACUAACAAUGGCUAGAAAGAAGUCUGCUGCUAAAAGAGCUAGAGAAGAAGCUUUAAAAGCGGAAGUUGCUUCAGCUCCAGCAAUCGAAGAAAAACAGGAGGUGGAAAAACCAACUAAAGAAAAAUCAACUAAAGAAACUCAAGAAGUAUCUGAUGAUGACGAUGAAGACCUGGAAUCGUCCGAAGAAGAAGAUGAAUAUGGACAACUCAUAACAGACAAUGUUGAAACAGGUAUCAACAAAGUUCUUGAAGCGCUUAAAAAUGAUCCAAAGAAGUUGCUUGAUCCAAAUCUUAAGUUUUUCGAUGAUCCUGAAAAGAACUCUGCUUUGAAGGAAAAGAUAAAUAAGGAAAAACCCAUGUAUUUAAAAGAUUAUCACAGACAAAACUUGUUAUCCGGUGACUUCAAGCAUGAAGACGAUGAAAAUGAAUAUGGAACUGUUGACGGUGAAAAACCAUUCGUGGUAACCGAAAGGGAAGAAAGAAAUCAAUUAUUAUCUGAUAUUAAGAGUGCAUUCAAUGAUGAUGAGGACGAUGAUGGAAGUGACGAUGAUUUUUUGAAGAAGAAAGAGUCGAAGAAAGACGAUAUUGAGAAACCUAAAACAGUCUUACCUGAUCCUGAAAAGAAUCAAGAAGCUUUCUUAAACGCUUUUCUUGAUAACCAAGCUUGGAUACCUAAGAAAAAUGACAAAGUAUUAGAUCUCGAUAAAAUAGAUAAUGAUGAUGAAGAAGAUUUUGAUAAUGCAGUUGAAGAUUUCGAAAAAGCUUAUAACUUCAGAUAUGAAGAUCCAAAUGCUGCAGAAAUUGUUUCGUAUGCUCGUAAUCAAGCCACUUUAAGAAGAUCAAAUACCAAUUCACGUAAAAGACAAAGAGAUAAAAAGAUUGAAUUGAAAGAAAAAGAAAAUCAAGAAAAAGAAGAAUUGUUAAAGAAGAAAAAGACUCAAAAAAUGAAUAAAGUCUUAGAUAGAUUAACAAAAAUUAAAGAGGCUGUCGGUGAAGAAGUCAGUGAUGAAACCAUACAAAAAGUAUUUGGUAACUCUCUUCUAGAUGAAGAUUUUGAUGAUGCUGAUUGGGAUAGUAAGAUGGCCCAAAUAUUUGACGAGCAAUAUUACGGAAAUGAAGAUUCUAAACCUGAAUGGGGUGAAGAUGAUGAGAUAAUGGGAGAUUUCCACAAAGAAAAUAAAGAAGACUCGGAUCAAGCUGAAGAUGAAGAACAAUCCCAAGAAGAUUUAGAUGGUGAACCUCCUAAGAAGAAGUCCAAGAAAGAAAAACUUAAGGAAAAGAAAUCUUCUAAAAAGGAAAAACAAUCACUUAAAGAAAAAGCCCAACAAAUAGUUGAAUCCAAUGCUGUCAAGAUCUUGGAUGAAGUUGAAGAUGAAAGAGGCCGUUCUCAGGAUAAAGAAGAAGUCAGAUUCAAGUAUCGUGAUGUUUCACCAGAAACCUUUGGUUUAAGUACUAGAGAUAUUAUUUUAGCCGAUGACAAACAAUUAAAUUCAUUCAUUGGUAUCAAGAAAUUUGCGCCUUAUAGAUCAAAAGAACAAGCAUUGAAGGAUAAAAGAAAGUAUGCCAAAAAGAAACAUUUACAAGAUUGGAGAAAAGAGGUUUUCCAUGACAAGAAUGGUCCUAGGUUUCAAGAUGGAGAAAAAGAAAAUGAAAUUUGGAUUCCAAUUGAAAAUGAAGAAACUUCCAAAUCUACCAAGAAGACUAAAAAAAGAAAGAAUAAACAUUAAUAGAGUACAUGUAUUAA